CGGUGAGUCUAUAUAAAGUAAGCCACGAUCCAUAUUGGGAAAAAGUUCAAAAUGAAUCAAAACAAUGCGCUAUCUCAAUAUUCGACAACUAAUCAACACCACUUUCCACCUCAUCAAGCUUUCAGUUAUCAAAUACAUAAUGAGGUCCAAGACACUCAUUUGAGUUUUGUCCAGCCACUCAUUGUUGACGAGACAAAGCAUUAUCAAGAAUCUCUAGACGAAGACCUUGAAACUGACGACGAUAACAUUCAACAUGAUGAUAAAUCAAAUAGUAAUGAUCCUUUUGAAGGAACUGUUAAAAAAGUUGCAAAAAAAACAAGAGGAAGAGUGAAAAUAAAAAUGGAAUUUAUACAAAAUAAAUUGAGAAGAUAUACGACGUUCAGCAAAAGAAAAACAGGCAUCAUGAAGAAAGCAUAUGAACUCAGUACAUUAACUGGCACUCAAGUAAUGCUACUUGUGGCAUCGGAAACAGGGCAUGUUUACACAUUUGCAACAAGAAAAUUGCAGCCUAUGAUUACCUCUGAAAGUGGCAAAGCACUUAUCCAGACGUGUUUAAAUUCUCCUGAUCCUACACCUGUUACUGCUCUAAGGGUACAACAGCAUCCUCAAGUGCAGCUAAUUACCUCAGAUAACCAACUAUCAACACAUGUUCUUGAUGAUACAAAUGAUUGUUUAUCACAAAAUGAAUUUCAAGAAACAGAAUUAGAAUAUGCACCACAAAAUACGAAGGUCACAUCAGAUAAUAAUAUUGAUUAUCCUGUGCAAUCUACAUCAUCAAAAGGUAACACAAAACAAACUUAUACAACAAUUAUGACUCCUGCAUCUUCUAUUAACACGACUGUGCAAUACUCGCAAAAUCAACAAACAUCACAGAUUUUAUCUGGACAACUUCAAUUACAUCGCAUUCAUCCUCAGAAUAUUAUACUUACUGGGAAUUCUCAAAUUUUACGAAACAAUGUCAUACUAAAUCAUAGCAAUCAAGGAUCGAUUGUUGUCACUGAAAGUCCAAAUCAUACACAAUCGUCACAACCAGUAAGCCAAGUACUGACUUUAAUUAACCAAACUCAAUCAGGCAACUUACAGCCUGUUCAAUGGGUAUACAAUAAUGGUGUUAUAUAUGCUCCUGCUUCACAGACUAACUUAAAAAAAGAAGAUAUUGAAACAGAAACAAUCUCUAUCCAGCAUACUCCAGUUAUUCAAACUCAAACACUUCAAGAGUCAAAUGUUGUUAACAGACAUAUAUUAGAAGAUGGCACUAUAUUACUAAGGAAAUAAAGUUCUAAAAAAUUUUUUAUAAUAGAGAUAUAUGAGUGAAUAUUUAAACAUUUAGUUUAGUUAUACUAUCUUUAAUAACUUUGCAAGAUCAGCAUGUUGUUUGUGUACACAUCUGCUGGUUAGUUGCUUAACAUACUUUAUUUUUUAUAUUGUAUUUUUUAAUUGUGUUACAUAAAUGC
Molecule: messenger RNA, 1454 nt
Organism: Hydra vulgaris (swiftwater hydra)
Lineage: Eukaryota; Metazoa; Cnidaria; Hydrozoa; Anthoathecata; Hydridae
Product: serum response factor homolog
Biological process (GO): positive regulation of transcription by RNA polymerase II
Molecular function (GO): RNA polymerase II cis-regulatory region sequence-specific DNA binding; DNA-binding transcription factor activity, RNA polymerase II-specific; protein dimerization activity
Source: RefSeq, marked provisional